UUUGUGGCUCAGACUGUCGGAGGCCUGACGCAGCUCGUAUGUAGAGCGACAUAUUAGUGCUUUACCUGCACCGUCACUGUGUGUUAUUAAGAUGUACAGUGCGGGGUUCAGUGCUACACAAACAAGGUAACGCGUCCCAGACAGCCACGCCCACCGAUUGGCUCUCACUGGCAGGCCUGACAUUGCUGCUUCCAGCCCGGUAGCGGUCCCAGCGGGAAGGAGCCAGCGCCUCAGUGAAACACAUGGAAAUACAGUAGAGAUGGCUGGUAUGAUGCCCCCUGUGAAGCUAAAGUGGCUGGAGCAUUUGAACAGCUCCUGGAUUACAGAGGACAGCGAAUCCAUUGCCACCCGGGAAGGAGUGUCACUUCUGUAUGCCAAGUUGAUAAGCAACAAAGAAGUUGUCCCAUUGCCUCAGCAGGUCCUGUGCCUAAAGGGACCACAGUUGCCAGACUUUGAAAGGGAAUCUCUAUCAUGUGAUGAACAAGAUCACUACCUGGAUGCUCUACUCAGCAGCCAGCUGGCCCUGGCUAAAGUGGUGUGUUCAGACUCGCCUUUUGCUGGUGCUCUAAGAAAGAGACUCCUGGUUCUCCAAAGGGUCUUUUAUGCACUUUCCAACAAAUAUCAUGACAAGGGUAAAGUUAAGCAGCAACAGCAUUCACCAGAGAACAGCUCAGGCUCAGCGGAUACUUUAUUGAUUAGUGAGCGUCCCCGUUCAAGUACUGAUGCCCUCAUAGAGAUGGGUGUGAGGACUGGCUUAAGCUUGCUCUUUGCAUUAUUAAGGCAAAGCUGGAUGAUGCCAGCUGCUGGACCUGGUUUGAGCCUUUGCAAUGAUGUUAUCCAAACAGCUAUAGAUGUAGUAAACUCGCUCCCCCCUCUCUCCCUUGCCAAUGAAAGCAAAAUACCCCCAAUGGGGCUCGAUUGCCUUUCACAGGUUACCUCCUUUCUUAAAGGGGUGACUGUUCUGAAUUCUGGAGCUGACAUUCUGGGUCGCCGACUGGCCUCUGAACUUCUUUUGGGCUUGGCCUCUCAGCGUGGCUCCCUCCGCUACCUCCUAGAAUGGAUUGAGAUGGCACUAGCAGCCUCAGCCCUUGUUGGUGAAACUGAUAAGAACAAGAUGUUGACAGCUCAAGAGGGUAUGAUAAGCUGCGACUGCUUCAUGAGCAUUCUCCAGCAGAUGAGGAGGUCUCUGGGGUCUUCAGCUGAUCGUAGUCAGUGGAGGGAACCAACCAGGACAUCCGAUGGCUUGUGUUCACUCUAUGAAGCUGCUUUGUGCCUGUUUGAAGAGGUCUGCCAGAUGGCCUCUGACUAUUCAAGAACAUGUGCCAGUCCGGACAGCAUCCAGAGUGGGGAAAACCCAGUAGUAUCAGAGACUUGUGAAGUAUAUGUGUGGGGGAGUAACAGCAGCCACCAACUAGUGGAAGGAACUCAAGAAAAAAUCUUACAGCCAAAACUGGCCCCUUGCUUCUCUGAUGCACAGACAAUCGAAGCUGGACAGUACUGCACUUUUGUUAUAUCGACUGAUGGCUCAGUUAGAGCCUGUGGUAAAGGGAGCUAUGGAAGAUUGGGCCUCGGAGAUUCCAACAACCAGUCUACUCUGAAAAAGCUAACCUUUGAGCCUCAUCGUUCAAUCAAGAAAGUUUCCUCUUCAAAGGGUUCAGAUGGACACACACUAGCCUUUACCACAGAAGGAGAAGUCUUUAGUUGGGGGGAUGGUGACUAUGGCAAGCUGGGUCAUGGAAACAGUUCCACACAAAAAUAUCCAAAGCUUAUCCAAGGGACUUUACAAGGAAAAGUUGUGGUGUGUGUUUCAGCUGGCUACAGGCACAGUGCUGCAGUUACAGAAGAUGGAGAGCUUUAUACAUGGGGAGAAGGAGAUUUUGGUAGACUAGGUCAUGGAGAUAGUAACAGCCGGAACAUCCCAACUCUAGUAAAAGAUAUUAGUAAUGUGGGUGAGGUGUCCUGUGGUAGCUCACAUACAAUUGCCUUGUCUAAAGAUGGGAGAACUGUUUGGUCAUUUGGAGGAGGAGAUAAUGGUAAGCUGGGACAUGGAGACACUAACAGAGUAUACAAGCCCAAAGUGGUGGAAGCUUUGCAAGGAAUGUUCACUCGGAAAGUAUGUGCAGGGAGUCAGUCCUCACUAGCCUUAACCUCUACUGGACAGGUGUACGCAUGGGGCUGCGGAGCCUGCUUAGGCUGUGGAUCUUCAGAAGCUACUGCCCUGAGGCCCAAACUUAUUGAAGAGCUAGCUGCCACCAGGAUAGUGGAUAUUUCAAUUGGAGACAGCCAUUGUCUAGCUUUAUCUCAUGAUAAUGAAGUGUAUGCUUGGGGCAACAAUUCAAUGGGUCAGUGUGGCCAGGGCAAUUCAACUGGCCCUAUUACAAAACCCAAGAAGGUGAGCGGAUUAGAUGGAGUAGCCAUUCAGCAGAUCUCAGCAGGCACGUCACACAGCCUGGCAUGGACUGCCUUGCCAAGAGACAGACAAGUGGUGGCCUGGCACCGUCCAUACUGUGUUGAUCUGGAAGAAAGUACCUUCUUUCACUUGCGUUCCUUUCUGGAAAGAUACUGUGAAAAAAUAAAUAGUGAAAUUCCACCUCCUCCUUUCCCUUCUUCCAGAGAUCACCAUGGAUUUUUAAAACUUUGCUUGAAAAUGCUGUCCAACCAUCUGGCCCUGGCAUUAGCUGGCGGUGUUGCUACUAGCAUCCUAGGACGACAGGCUGGACCACUUCGAAAUCUUCUUUUUCGUCUUAUGGAUGCCAGCGUCCCAGAUGAGAUCCAAGAGGUUGUCAUUGAAACUCUUUCUGUUGGAGCCACUAUGUUACUGCCCCCUCUUCGAGAGAGGAUGGAGUUAUUGCAUUCUCUGUUACCACAGGGACCUGAUCGAUGGGAAAGCCUUUCAAAAGGCCAGAGGAUGCAGCUAGAUAUCAUCCUGACCAGUUUGCAGGAUCACACACAUGUGGCAUCUUUACUGGGUUACAGUACACCAUCUGAUUCUUCUGAUGUCACCUCCUUACCUAUGACUUCUGAUCCCAGUUACAGUUCACAGGGAAGUCACCCAGAUACUCACCUAGCUGAAAUUUUAAUGAAGACCCUCCUGAGGAACUUGGGUUUCUAUACGGAUCAGGCUUUUGGCGAGCUGGAAAAAAAUAGUGACAAGUUCAUUGUUGGUGCUUCCUCAUCUGAAAACAGCCAGCCAGCUCACCUUCAUGAAUUACUCUGCUCUCUACAGAAGCAAUUGCUGGCUUACUGUCAUACUAAUCAUAUAAGUGAGAAUUCCAGUAGUGUUGCCCUGCUCCACAAACACCUUCAGCUACUACUGCCACAUGCCACAGAUAUUUAUUCUCGAUCUGCUACACUUCUUGAAGAAAGCCCUUGGAAUGGAAGCGUAGGAGAGAAAUUGCGUGAUGUCAUCUAUGUGUCGGCAGCUGGCAGUAUGCUGUGUCAGCUUGUAAAUGCAUUGCUACUGUUGCCUGCAUCAGUGGCCAGGCCUCUUCUUAGUUACUUGCUGGAUCUACUGCCCCCUCUAGAUCGCCUGAACAGACUGUUACCUGCUGCUGCUUUGUUAGAAGACCAAGAAUUACAGUGGCCACUUCAUGGUGGACCAGAACACAUUGAUCCUGGUGGAGUAUCAUUGCCUGCACCUGCUCAGUCAUGGGUCUGGCUUGUGGAUUUGGAAAGGACAGUUGCACUGCUUAUUGGAAGAUGCUUAGGUGGAAUGUUACAAGGUUCUCCAGCAUCUCCCGAGGAGCAAGAUACAAACUAUUGGUUAAAAACUCCUUUGUUUGGAAAUGGAAUAGACAUGGAAGUGCCUCAGUUAGACAAAUGUAUGAGUGCUCUGCUUGAAGUGUCACUUUCUGGUAAUGAGGAACAGAAAACAUUCGAUUACAAGUUGAGACCUGAGGUUUCUCUUCUGGUGGAUUUGGCAGUUGGGUCCACCAAGGAGCCAGCACAAAAUUUGUGGAUCAGUAUGCAGGAUUAUGCCAUUAGCAAAGAUUGGGACAGCGCCACUGUUAGUAAUGAAUCUCUUUUGGACACAGUGUCUCGCUUUGUCCUUGCAGCACUGUUGAAGCACACUGGGUUACUUUCCCAGGCCACUGUUGACAGCCGAUAUCAGCCUGAGAAGUCCCUGGCUGAGGUUUACCGCAAUGUAUACAAGGUACGGAGUCGUCUUCUGGCCUGCAAAAACAUGGAGCUGAUACAGACGUGUUCCUCAUCUAGAGAAAGAUGGGUAUCGGAGAAUCAGGAGUCUGGAGAUCUUGGCUCUCAAGAAAACUCAUUCACCAGAACUAUUGAUGAGGAAGCUGAGAUGGAAGAGCAGGCAGAUCGGGAUAGAGAAGAGGGCCACACUGAGCAGGAAGAAGAAGAUGAAGAAAGAGAGCAUGAAAUCCUUACUGCAGGCAAAAUAUUUCAAUGUUUCCUAUCAGCCCGUGAUGUGGCACGCAACCGAGAGAGAGACAGAAUGAGCACGAGUUCAGCUGCUGAUUCUGGGCCUGGGUUGCGGGCAGAUGAACAACCCCAGCAACUGAUCCAAGGAAGGAGGGACAGCAGACACCUGGCAGAAGGGCAGGACUUGUAUACUGGAGCCUGUAACUCGGUGAUCCACCGCUGUGCCCUCCUCCUUUUGGGGGUCAGUCCUGUUAUUUAUCAUCUAGAAAAUACAAGCGAGGAUAGUCAUGAACAGACAGUACCAGGAUGUUCACAAGAAGGCACUGCAGCAAUGACAAGGAGCGAGAGUCUUACAGCAGAGAGAAGAUCAGUUCAUGUGCACCCUAGCUACAGACUUAUUAAAUCCAGAAGUGAGUCUGAUCUGUCCCAGCCUGAAUCUGAUGAGGAAGGAUAUUUACUAAGCGCGAGGCAGAAUACAGAUUUUGAUCUGACAUCUCACAGAAAAAGAGGCUCACCAACAGAUCCGCCUACUAGUGACUCAUGGAGCCGUCUGAAGCAUGCCAGGGAAUGGCCCUCCAGUUCAGCAUCUGUCUUUGAUUCAGAUGUGGAGUAUGGCAAGAGCCUGAGUGUUCAUACAUUAGUUGAUAAUGUACUUAGCUUUGUAAGUGGAGAUAUAGGCAGCUCACCUGGCUUUAAAGAACCAGAAGAAGGAAUGUCCAGUUCUCCUCAGGCCUGCAUUGUUGCCAUGGAACAACAGCAGCUCCGUGCAGAGUUACGACUUGAAGCUCUGCACCAGAUUUUGGUGCUGUUGUCUGGGAUGGAGGAGAAGGAGAACAUGCAGUCUCUGGGCAAUCGUCAGGCUCCUGCUCCUUUCCAGUCUUCGUCUCUGCUCACUUCUGUCAGGCUGCAGUUUUUAGCUGGCUGCUUUGGACUUGGUACUGUGGGUCACGUAGGUACCAAAGGAGACAGUGUUCACUUACAUCACUAUCAGGAUGGAAUCCGUGCAUCAAAAAACAGUAUCCAGAAGGAGAUCCAGAAGGCAGUGCAUAAAAUCUAUCAGCAACUUUCUGCCACUUUAGACAGAGCAUUGCAGGCUAACAAACACCAUGUGGAAGCCCAACAACGCCUGCUGUUGGUUACAGUGUUUGCUCUCAGUGUCCGGUACCAGCCAGUGGAUGUUUCACUUGCUAUUUCUACUGGCCUUUUGAGUGUUCUAUCCCAGCUUUGUGGCACAGAUACUAUGCUAGGGCAACCUCUACAACUGCUUCCCAAAUCUGGAGUUUCUCAGCUUAGCACUGCACUUAAAGUAGCUAGUACCAGAUUGCUCCAAAUUCUCGCAAUAACGACCGGGACAUAUGCAGAUAAGCUGAGCCCAAAGGUGGUGCAGUCGCUACUGGAUCUUCUUUGUAGCCAAUUGAAGAACCUGCUUGCUCAAGCUGGGGUCACACUCAUGUCCUCAUGUAAUGCUGAAGAGGAGGGAGACAGGAAAGCAGAUUUAACAGGGGAAAUUGAUAGAAAAGAUUUCAGAGCUUCACUUAGAAAACAGCGCACUGCUGAACUUCAUCUAGGAGACUUCUUAGUCUUUCUGCGCAGAGUCGUGUCAUCUAAAGCCAUCCAGUCAAAAAUGGCAUCUCCCAAGUGGACAGAGGUGCUACUGAACAUCGCAUCUCAGAAAUGCAGUUCAGGACUUCCUUUAGUGGGCAACUUGAGAACUAGACUCCUGGCACUGCAUGUAUUGGAGGCUGUGCUGCCUGCCUGUGAAGCUAAUGUGGAGGAUGAUCAAAUGGCCCAGGUGGUGGAACGUUUAUUUUCUCUUCUGUCAGACUGCAUGUGGGAUGCUCCCAUUGCUCAAGCUAAGCACAGCAUUCAGAUAAGGGAGAAGGAGCAAGAGACCAAGCUAAAUAAAACUGGGGAAGUGGAAGAAGAGGAAGAGGAUCUACCUAUACAGGAAGUUUCCUUUGAUCCUGAAAAAGUCCAGUGCUGUGUUGUGGAGAAUGGACAGAUCCUGACCCAUGGGAGUGGUGGUAAAGGGUAUGGAUUGGCAUCUACAGGGGUGACCUCAGGAUGCUAUCAGUGGAAGUUUUAUAUUGUGAAAGAAAAUCGUGGUAAUGAGGGAACAUGUGUGGGUGUCUCUCGCUGGCCAGUACAUGAUUUUAACCAUCGUACUACAUCAGACAUGUGGCUUUAUAGAGCUUACAGUGGGAACCUUUAUCACAAUGGAGAACAGACACUGACACUUCCCAGCUUUACACAGGGAGAUUUUAUUACUUGUGUCUUAGACAUGGAGGCACGGACAGUGUCCUUUGGCAAGAAUGGAGAGGAACCCAAACUGGCUUUUGAAGAUGUGGAUGCAGGUGAAUUGUACCCAUGUGUUAUGUUUUACAGCAGCAAUCCUGGAGAGAAGGUAAAAAUCUGUGACAUGCAGAUGAGAGGAACUCCCAGAGAUUUGCUCCCUGGUGACCCUAUCUGUAGCCCUGUUGCCACCGUCCUUGCAGAGUCAAGUGUGCAGCUACUGCGGAUCCUUCACCGCACUGAGCGAUGGACUUACUGCAUUAACAAAAAAAUGAUAGAACGGCUUCAGAAGAUCAAAGGUUGCUUGCGGGAAGCAGGGAGCAAACUAAAAAAGAGUCGUUCUGUACAGAGCCGUGAAGAGAAUGAAACACGAGAUGACAGAGAAGAGGAUAAAGGGAAGCAUGGAAGGCAUGGACUUGCUGAUCUGGGAGAACCACAGCUAAGGACUUUAUGCGUGGAGGUGUGGCCAGUUCUGGCUGUUAUUGGAGGGGUGGAUACAGGGUUAAGGGUGGGUGGACGAUGUGUACACAAACAAACUGGUCGACAUGCUACAUUACUUGGUGUAGUGAAGGAAGGCAGCACAUCUGCUAAAGUGCAAUGGGAUGAAGCAGAGAUCACCAUCAGCUUCCCAACUUUUUGGUCGCCUAGUGACACACCUCUCUACAACCUGGAGCCCUGUGACCCACCACCAUUUGAUGUGACUCGUUUCCGUGGACUUACAGCAUCUGCAUUACUUGACCUCACAUAUCUUACUGGCAUCCAUGAAGAACCUGGGAAGGUGGGUGCCAAGAGACAUGAGAAGAAACAUCGUCAUGAGUCAGAGGAGAAAGGUGACAUAGAACCGAGAGGAGAUGCUGACAUUGCCACAGAGGUACAAAUAACAGAAGACGCCAAAUCCAACAAUAUAGUUCCUAAAUUAGAAAAUGAGUCCGGGCCACCUUUGGGAGAAACGGCACAGGUUGAUAUUCAGCAUCAUUCUACUGAUGGAAAAAGGAAGAGUCAUGAUCACAUCCCACGAAGCCAUGAUGUUGCCCAGUCUGAGAUUAGGGCAGUUCAGCUGUCCUAUAUUAACCUGGGAGCCAUGAAGUCUUUGGGAACUCUACUGAGUUGCAGCAAGUAUGCAGAACUUCUGCUUAUCCCAAAAGUGCUGGCUGAUAAUGGGCAUAAUUCAGAUUGUGCCAGUUCUCCUGUGGUGCAUGAGGAUGUGGAAAUGAGGGCUGCACUGCAGUUCCUUAUGCGCCAUAUGGUGAAGAGAGCUGUCAUGCGCUCACCAAUAAAGAGGGCUCUUGGACUUGCUGAUUUGGAGAGGGCACAAGCUAUGAUUUACAAGCUAGUUGUCCAUGGGCUACUUGAGGAGCAGUUUGGCAGCCGACUCAGACAAGAAUUAGAGCAGCAGGCAGAAGAAACUGAUCAGGCUCAGCAGGCUCAGACCCCAGUUACCACCAGCCCCUCAGCCUCUAGCACUACUUCAUUUAUGAGCAGUUCCCUGGAGGACACCACUACAGCUACAACUCCAGUCACAGAUACUGAAACGGUCCCAGCCUCUGAGUCUCCUGGAGUAAUGCCUUUAAGCUUGCUGAGGCAAAUGUUCUCAAGUUACCCUACAACCACUAUAUUACCAACUCGUCGAGCCCAGACCCCUCCCAUAACAUCACUUCCAACAUCCCCCACUGAUGAGGUCGGUAGAAGACAGAGUCUGACAUCACCUGACUCCCAACCAACAAGACACACAAACCGUGCAGCUCUCUCCGAUCCCAGUAGUCGUCUUUCUACCUCUCCUCCUCCUCCAGCUGUGGUGGUACCGCUUCUAGAAAUGGGUUUCUCCAUCAGACAGAUCAAAAAGGCCAUGGAAGCCACAGGUGCUAGAGAGGCUGACCCUCAGAACAUUACUGUAUUGGCUAUGUGGAUGAUAGAGCAUCCUGAUGAUGAAGAGAGAUUCUCUGGUCGGACAACUGAGCAAUGCCAGGGAGCUGUCAGCACAGCGCAUGGUGGCAAAUCUAGUGAUACAGCUUACACUGGAGAUAUUUCCUCUUCAGAUCCCGCCGAGAUGGAAGAAUGCUUUUGUGGGAGCCCAGACAGCCUUGAGCACACAGAAAAUGCAGGAGCAAGUAGUGGGCAACAAAGCAGAGGCAGGUCUACUGUCACCAGAAGGCAGAAGUUUGAUCUGGCAGCAAGAACACUGCUUGCAAGAGCUGAAAUUGUACUCAAGUGGAUGUCCCAGUUGGGACCUAACAAUUUAACUGUAAAUGCUGGUUUGUACCGUACAGUCCAAGCACACCGAAAUCAAGGCAGGAGAGAAGGUGUAUCCCUGCAGCAGGAUCCUGGAGCCUUAUAUGAUCUUAAUCUAGAUGAGGAGUUGGAGAUCGACCUUGAUGAAGAGGCUAUGGAAGCGAUGUUUGGACAGGACUUGGCCAGUGAUAAUGAUAUUCUGGGAAUUUGGAUCCCAGAGGUACUGGACUGGCCAACUUGGCAUGUAUGUGAGACAGAUGAUCGGGAGGAGGUUGUUAUCUGUGAACUAUGUGAAGCCAGUGUUCUCAGCUUUAACCAACACAUGAAGAGAUAUCAUCCAGGAUGCGGGCACAGUGCCAACCGUCAGGGAUAUCGUAGCAAUGGCUCGUAUGUGGAUGGCUGGUUUGGAGGGGAAUGUGGAAGUGGAAAUCCAUACUACCUGCUUUGUAGCAGCUGCAGGGAGAAAUAUCUGAGUCUAAGGAGCAAACGUAAAGCAACUGCUUCAGAAAAGUACAAAGGACACGCUCCAGAUCUCAUUGGCAAACAAGACAGUGUAUAUGAAGAAGACUGGGAUAUGAUGGAUGUUGAUGAGGAUGAAAAGCUUACUGGGGAGGAAGAGUUUGAGCUGCUGGCUGGGCCACUUGGGCUUAAUGAGCGAAGGAUGGUGCCUGAGCCAGUCCAGUUUCCUGACAGUGAUCCUCUUGGUGCUUCUGUUGCCAUGGUGACAGCUACCAAUAGCAUGGAGGAAACCCUCAUGCAAAUCGGUUGCCAAGGGACUUUGGAAAAGAGUUCAUCGGGAAGGAUAACAUUGGGGGAGCAGGCUGCUGCUUUAGUAAAUCCACACGAUCGGGUUAUGGCUUUGCGUAGGGUAAUUGCAGCUGCCCAGGUUCUUCUGGCACGCACAAUGGUGAUGCGUGCACUUUCUCUGCUGUCUGUCAGCGGGUCCAGCUGCAGCCUUGCUGCAGGCCUCGAGUCUCUAGGUCUGACAGACAUCCGUACUUUAGUUCGUCUCAUGUGCUUGGCUGCUGCAGGCAGAGCUGGCCUUUCCACAAGCCCCUCAACCACCCUUCCAAGUUCAUCUGAGCGCUCUCGGGGUCUGCACAGCAAAACCAGCAAACCCAUCUCCUGCCUUGCAUACCUGAGCACAGCUGUAGGAUGUCUAGCGUCCAGCACCCCAAGUGCUGCCAGGCUUCUUGUUCAACUCUGUACCCAGAAUUUGAUUUCAGCAGCUACAGGUGUCAAUUUGACCACUGUUGAUGACCCGGUGCAGAGGAAAUUUCUACCUAGUUUUCUACGUGGAAUUGCUGAAGAAAACAAACUUGUUACAUCCCCUAACUUUGUGGUAACUCAAGCUCUGGUGGCUUUGCUUGCAGACAAGGGUGCAAAGCUUCGCCCCAACUAUGACAAAGCGGAAAUGGAGAAAAGAGGUCCCUUGGAGCUAGCUAAUGCCUUGGCUGCCUGUUGUCUGUCUUCACGCCUCUCCUCUCAACACCGACAGUGGGCUGCCCAGCAGCUUGUCCGAACUUUGGCAGCUCAUGACCGUGACAACCAGACAGCUCCACAGACUCUUGCAGACAUGGCAGGAGACCUUAGAAAGUGCUCUUUCACCAAACUGGAAGCACACCAGAAUAGGGUAACGGCAUCUGUGUGGUGUUCUAAGAAGGACCUUUUAGCCACAAGUGGGAGUGAUGGGACUGUUAGAGUUUGGAAUGUAUCCAGAACCCAAUACUCACUACAGCAGACAUGUGUCUUCCACAAAAUGGAGGGAUCAACUGAAGAGACUGACCCUAGCUUAUCGCUCAUUUGCUGGAGUGUCAGUGGAAGGUAUCUGGCUGGUGCCCUGGAGAAGACCAUAAACAUCUGGCAGGUCAAUGGAGGAAAAGGUCUAGUGGAUGCACAGCCUCACUGGGUUUCAGCCCUCACAUGGCCAGAGGAAAAUUCUGGGGCUGCAUGGACCAGUGAUGCUCCUGAAUCAUUGUUGGUGGGACGAAUGGAUGGCUCUCUGGGGCUCAUUGAGGUUACAGAUGCAUCAAGUAUGCAACGAAUGGAACUGGAGCACUGCUACAGAAAAGAAGUUGCAGUUACCUGCAUCGCUUGGUAUAGUGAGGAUCGUUCAUUUGCAGUUGGGUAUUCUGAUGGGAAGUUACUAAUUGGAAAUCGAGACAUAGCUGAAAAAGCAGGAAUUGUUAUUAUUGAUGCACACAAGGACAUGAUUGUAAGCAUGAAAUGGGAUCCAACAGGCCAGAUGCUUUUGACCUGUGCAAAAGAGGAAACUGUGAAACUUUGGGGGAAAUCUGGACUUAGCUGGAAAACCCUCUACUGCCUCUCUCACCCAUCCCUUGUUAACACUGCUGCCUGGUGUAGUCUAGUCGGAAAUGGGGAAAGGCCACAACUCAUGCUGGGAACGGGUUGUCAAAGUGGCUUAGUGUGUGUGUGGAUAAUUCCCCAAAUUCCACAGGAAGGAGUUCAGCCCAAAUCAUCUGCAUCUGAUGACUGGAAAGAGCAGGCCAUCAGUAAGGAGAUGUUCAGAAAAGUCGAAUAUGUGCGAUGCGUUUUUAAGUUGAGAGGUCACAUCACACCUGUGCGUACAGUGGCAUUCAGUCAUGAUGGUCUUGCUCUGGUCUCUGGAGGGCUUGGAGGACUUAUGAACAUUUGGUCCUUAAAGGAUGGUUCAGUCUUACAAUCAGUUGUUACUGGUUCAGGAGCUGUAACAACUACAGUUUGGAUACCUGAUGUUGGUGUUGCUGCCUGUUCCAACCGAUCUAAGGAUGUUUUGGUGGUGAAUUUCACACCAGAGUGGUUGUCCUCUAAUCAUGUUUUAGCAACAUGCAGAACAGCACUGAAACAGCAAGGAAUAGUGGGACUGAAUAUGGCCCCCUGCAUGCAAACAUUCCUGGAGCGCCUACCUGUCAUGCUUCAGGAGCAGUAUGCAUACGAGAAGCCCCAUGUAGUGUGUGGGGAUCAGCUGGUUCACAGCCCUUACAUGCAGUGCCUAGCAUCUCUAGCUGUAGGGCUAAACCUCGACCGGCUCCUCUGCAACCCACCUGUACCUCCUCACCAUUACCCAUCACCCCCAGACCCUGCCUCCUGGAAUCCCACAGAGUGGGUCUGGCUAGAGUGCUUCUCUACAACCAUUAAGGCUGCUGAGGCACUUGCUAGAGGAUCCCAGUUUCCAGAAUGCUUUACUGUUCCUGACCUAGAGCCAGUACCUGAAGAAGAACUAAAACUUGUAAUGGAUAAUAGCAAAUGGAACAAUGGGACAGAUGAACAGAUAAUGUCCUGGGCUACUUCAAAACCAGAGGAUUGGCACCUUGGAGGUAAAUGUGAUGUAUUCUUGUGGGGUGCAGGAAGACAUGGACAACUGGCAGAAGCUGGCAGAAAUGUAAUGAUUCCAUCAGGCGCAGGCUCAUUUUCCCAGGCUCAGCAGGUUAUUUGUGGACAGAAUUGCACUUUUGUGAUUCAGGCCAAUGGCACUGUUUUGGCAUGUGGAGAAGGUAGUUAUGGCCGGCUUGGACAGGGCAACUCUGAUGAUCUCCAUGUAUUGACUGUUAUCUCAGCCUUGCAAGGAUUUGUGGUGACACAACUAGUGACAUCUUGUGGCUCAGAUGGACACUCCAUGGCACUAACCGAGAGUGGAGAAGUGUUCAGCUGGGGAGAUGGAGAUUAUGGCAAACUGGGACAUGGAAACAGUGACCGUCAAAGAAGGCCAAGGCAGAUUGAAGCUUUACAGGGGGAAGAGGUGGUUCAGAUGUCCUGUGGCUUCAAGCAUUCAGCUGUCGUGACUGCCGAUGGAAAGUUGUUUACAUUUGGCAAUGGAGACUAUGGCAGGCUGGGUUUGGGAAAUACAUCAAAUAAAAAGUUGCCAGAACGCGUAACAGCUUUGGAAGGACUUCAUAUCGGACAGGUCGCUUGUGGACUGAACCACACAUUAGCUGUGUCUGCCGAUGGUUCCCUUGUCUGGGCUUUUGGAGAUGGAGAUUAUGGAAAGCUGGGUUUAGGGAACUCCACAGCUAAAUCUUCACCACAGAAAGUGGAUGUUCUUUGUGGUAUUGGGAUUAAGAAGGUAGCCUGUGGGACACAGUUUUCAGUGGCACUCACUAAAGAUGGUCAUGUCUACACCUUUGGACAAGAUCGUUUGAUUGGAUUGCCUGAAGGCCGAGCUCGGAAUCACAACCGUCCUCAGCUAGUGCCAGUUCUCCUUGGCAUAUUUAUAGAUGACAUUGCAGUGGGUGCGGAACAUACUCUGGCUUUGUCAGCAAGUGGAGAAGUGUAUGCUUGGGGAAGCAAUUCAGAGGGACAGCUUGGCCUGGGUCACACCAACCAUGUUCGUGAGCCAACUCUGGUUACAGCACUACAAGGGAAGAAUAUUCGUCAGAUCUCUGCAGGAAGAUGUCACAGUGCAGCUUGGACUGCUGCUCCUGUACCACCCAGAGCUCCAGGGGUGGCAGUGCCAUUACAGUUGGGUUUACCAGAUGUGAUCCCACCCCAGUACAGUUGUCUGAAAGAUAUCUGUCUACACACUGUCAGAGCAAGAUUACGACUCCUUUACCACUUUUCAGAUCUCAUGUAUUCAUCUUGGAGGCUGCUGAACCUCAGUCCAAAUAAUCAGAGCAGUGCUUCCCAUUAUAAUGCUGGAACUUGGGGUAUUGUACAGGGCCAGCUUAGGCCCUUGCUGGCUCCAAGAGUUUACACACUUCCUAUGGUCCGAUCUAUUGGCAAAACCAUGGUACAGGGCAAGAAUUAUGGACCUCAGAUUACAGUCAAGAGGAUUUCAACCAGGGGAAGGAAGUGUAAACCAAUAUUUGUGCAAAUCGCAAGGCAGGUGGUGAAGCUCAAUGCCUCUGAUCUGCGUCUUCCAUCCCGUGCCUGGAAAGUGAAACUGGUUGGAGAGGGUGCAGAUGAUGCCGGAGGGGUAUUUGAUGACACAAUUACAGAAAUGUGUCAGGAACUGGAAACUGGAGUAGUUGAUCUUCUUAUUCCAUCACCCAAUGCAACUGCUGAAGUGGGAUAUAACCGAGACAGGUUCUUACUUAAUCCCUCAUCUGGGCUGGAUGAGCACCUUAUGCAGUUCAAAUUUCUGGGAAUUCUAAUGGGAGUGGCAAUCCGCACCAAAAAACCCCUGGACCUACACUUAGCCCCACUAGUCUGGAAACAGCUGUGCUGUAUACCCCUUACUCUGGAGGAUUUGGAGGAGGUGGAUCUGCUGUAUGUGCAGACACUUAAUAGCAUUCUUCACAUUGAAGACAGUGGUAUAACUGAGGAGAAUUUCCAUGAGAUGAUUCCCCUUGAUUCCUUUGUGGGUCAGAGUGCUGAUGGAAAGAUGGUGCCAAUAAUCCCCGGUGGGAAUAGCAUCCCACUGACGUUCUCCAACCGCAAGGAGUACGUGGAUCGAGCAAUAGAUUACAGGUUGCAUGAGAUGGACCGACAGGUUGCAGCAGUGCGAGAGGGUAUGUCAUGGAUCAUUCCAGUCCCGCUUCUCUCCCUUCUUACUGCCCGGCAACUGGAGCAAAUGGUCUGCGGAAUGCCUGAAAUAUCUGUGGAUGUAUUGAAAAAGGUAGUGCGGUACCGUGAGGUGGAUGAACAACACCAGCUGGUACAGUGGUUCUGGCAGACACUCGAGGAGUUCUCCAAUGAGGAGAGGGUUCUGUUUAUGAGAUUUGUCUCUGGCAGGUCUCGUCUCCCAGCCAACACUGCAGACAUCUCGCAACGCUUUCAGAUUAUGAAGGUUGAUAGGCCUCACGAUAGUCUGCCUACCUCACAGACCUGUUUUUUCCAACUGCGCCUCCCUCCAUAUUCCAGCCAGCCAGUGAUGGCUGAACGUCUGCGCUAUGCAAUCAACAACUGCCGUUCCAUCGAUAUGGACAAUUACAUGUUGUCCCGCAAUGUGGACAAUGCUGAAGGAUCUGACACAGACUACUGAAUCAAUUUCUUUAAGCUACACGCCAGCUUUCUGGCUUUAAUCGGGUUUGGACAAUUUCAGGCAUUUUACAACCAUGAAAAAUUAGUUCCUUUUAUCAACUCAAGAAAUGUUUUAUUUUGUUUUCACCUGUGAAUGUAAAAUAAAAGGCUGUGUGCUCAUCUCACCCGCGCCCAAGCUGUUUAUCAGGAGGUGCUUGGGCAGGGUCAGGGGAGGCUUGGUGGGUUCAUACACACCCAGCAUUGCUGCAUACUUGAAACAUUGUACAUUGGUGCACUUAUUGUUAAUCCCAAGAGGAACGUUUUACAUAAAUAUUCCUAUUUAUUUUCUUUUAAUUUGGAAAUUGCCUGUGCAGGAUAAGCAAUGCAGAAGAUGAAUAAAUUGAAGCUGAAAGAGAA
Xenopus tropicalis (tropical clawed frog) is the source of this 15219-nucleotide messenger RNA. It is a transcript of the gene herc1, whose product is annotated as HECT and RLD domain containing E3 ubiquitin protein ligase family member 1. The coding region runs from base 260 to 14824 and encodes 4854 amino acids. Gene Ontology annotation, molecular function: ubiquitin-protein transferase activity; ubiquitin protein ligase activity. The transcript is spliced from 79 exons. Gene Ontology annotation, cellular component: cytoplasm. NCBI's taxonomy places the organism in Eukaryota, Metazoa, Chordata, Amphibia, Anura, Pipidae. The record is from RefSeq and is a predicted model, not a curated record.